AUGGCCGACACAGCGGAGCCCAUCGCCCCGUCGACACCCUCUCCGGGCCGGACCUCGUCAAGAAUUCGAACACCCCCGGCACCCCAACACGGCUACUCAGAUUCCUACGAGCCCUAUUCCCCACGAAAAUCUUCCCGCAUCGCACAGCGGUCCACGAACCGCACCCCAUCACCACCGGCGACUCGUCAUCGCCACUCUUCUUCUUCAUCGCAACACCACGACAAUUCGACCACAUCGCCCAAGUCGACCAAGAAGCGCUUCAUUUCUUCCAUGGCGACUCCGGCGAUUUCGCCUCAGAAGAGGCGCAUGCCGCCCGUCGACGGAUCGCGCAAGGCUUCGGGCACCCUCACUGCCGAAGCUACCGCCCACGCGGCCGUCGCCCUCGGUCUGUCGCCUGCGACCGCUUCCGAGGCGCAUUCUACUGAUCGCGCGAGCACUACCUCGGGCGCCGGCAUGCUAAUUACCCCGGCCAAAACCCCGAAGCGCCCCGCGAAUGCGAAUGUCAAGGCCAAGGUGAAGUCGGUGGCCAGAAAUCUGUUCCACAGCGACGAGGAGGACGCCGCAGCCGGUCCCAGCAAGACGAAGACGCGCGCCGAUGCCACCGAAGGCCCCGGCAGCUUCUACAGCGGCGCUGCCGCCGAGACCUCGUUCCAAAUUUUCACCGAUUCCCACGAGCGCAUCCCCGAGGUCGACCGCAGCGCCAACAACCCGUUCUACGUCGGAGAGGACCACGUCGCCCCCGAGGCCCCCAAGCGCCGCAGCAAGCGUGCCAUGGUAUCUAUCCCCGGCGAGGGUAAGGUCUCGAUCGAGGAGGCCGUUCGUCGCGAUGACGGCAUGUUGAUUGUCUUCCGUGGCAAGAAACAGUUCCGCAAGUUUUCCGACAUGGAGGAGGGUCCAGCCCACAACGGCAUGGACGAGGGCGAGGGUGGCCUGGAGAGCGCUGUCGAGUCUCCGACCAAGCGCCACUUUACUCGCUCCUCCAUCAAACCCCGCCUUUUGUUCCCUACUGCCCACUCCGACGAGUCCCAGGAUCUCGACGAGGAGGAGGCGGUGACCGACAUCGAGGACCACGUGCUCGCCGGUCUCGAAGCGGGCAAGGAUGAGGUCCGAACCCCCACCGAGCUGAUCUUCGACGAGCCUGGCACGCCCAACGCCCCGCGAUUCGCCCCGGCCUCACCGCCGACCACGACCCGCACGACUCGGUUCACCAGCAAGAAGGCCGCCGAGCCGGUGUCCAAGGGAAAACAGUCCGCUGCUAAGCGCAGCCCGUUUGACGCUUGGCGCCGUGUUAAGGCCCCCGCCGAGACUACCUCCGGUCACAAGCGCUCUGGCGACGAGCUCCCCGCGGCCGCUCCCAAGCGUUCCCGUGCUUGA
This is a messenger RNA of Dichotomopilus funicola, 1374 nucleotides long. RefSeq lists its product as uncharacterized. NCBI's taxonomy places the organism in Eukaryota, Fungi, Ascomycota, Sordariomycetes, Sordariales, Chaetomiaceae. The coding region runs from base 1 to 1374 and encodes 457 amino acids. The transcript is spliced from 2 exons. The record is from RefSeq and is a predicted model, not a curated record.